AUGGCUUUUGCUCCAAGUGUCAAUCCGUGUUGUCCUCCCGCUGCUCCUCUUCGCGUACCAAUACCACAAACACAACAGCCUGUGUGUGUUCCAGUGUGUUGUUGUGUUGAACGCAUCUGCUGUGAUCCGUGUUUAGGACCACGUCGUGUUGCUCAAUAUUAUCAAACGAUGGUUUUUACGAUUUUUUGCAUGUUUUAUGGAUAA
Adineta ricciae is the source of this 204-nucleotide messenger RNA. Lineage: Eukaryota; Metazoa; Rotifera; Eurotatoria; Adinetida; Adinetidae. The record is from the annotation of a GenBank genome assembly.